Panicum hallii is the source of this 2028-nucleotide messenger RNA. Its product is annotated as WRKY transcription factor 6-like. Gene Ontology annotation, biological process: regulation of DNA-templated transcription. Bases 168 to 1682 code for a protein of 504 amino acids. Lineage: Eukaryota; Viridiplantae; Streptophyta; Magnoliopsida; Poales; Poaceae. The record is from RefSeq and is a predicted model, not a curated record. The transcript has 4 exons. Gene Ontology annotation, molecular function: sequence-specific DNA binding; DNA-binding transcription factor activity.
CUGUCCUUUCUUUUUUAUACGCGUCCCGUGCCAGCGGUCAGAGACUUCCUGCUUUCCGCCUUUCUCCUCUUCUCUCUUCGUCGUCGUCGUUUUCUUCCUCCUCCAAUCCUUAAGCUGCUGCUAGCAAAUAGCUAGGCAAAUACUCCAUCGAUCAUAUCUAUCGUUGCAUGGACAAGGGCCACCUGCUAGCUCUCGACUCGUCGCCGCGCCCGCUCGCCUUCCUCAACCUGCCGCCGUUCCAUCACAGGGGGACGAUGUCUGCGGACCACCCAUCAGCAGGCGGCAGGGGGCGGAGGUCGUCGGUCGAGGUGGAUUUCUUCUCCGACGACAAGCAGAAGGAGGGCGCCAAGAAGACGCCCGACCCGCCGCCGGGGGGCCUCGCCAUCAAGAAGAAGGCGGACCUCACCAUUAACGUACGUCAAUCAAUUCUCCUUCCCGCGGCGACCCGAGACGACGACGACGAGCACAAGAUGCAGCAGCUGCCGGCCUUGCAGGCGGAGCUUGGCCGCAUGAACGAGGAGAACCAGCGCCUGCGGGGGAUGCUCGCGCAGGUCACCACCAGCUACCAGGCGCUCCAGAUGCAUCUGCUGGCGCUCAUGCAGCCGCAGGCGCAGCACCCGAUCCCUCCGCCGCCGCCGCCGCGACAGUUCCUCGGCCUGGACCCGGCUCCCGAGGAGCCGUCCAACUCGUCGACGGAGGUGGUGGGCAGCCCGCGGCGGUCGUCGUCCACCGGCAACAACAAGGAUCUGCAGGCGGCAGAGCGCAGCGACAGCCCGGACGCCGCGGGGGGACCGUCGUCCACGGCGAGGUGGCUGCCGGCGGAGAGGCGGCAGCAGCAGGAGGCCAGCAUGAGGAAGGCUCGCGUCUCGGUGCGCGCGCUCUCCGAAGCUCCAAUCGUAAGCAUUAUCGCCGAUGGUUGCCAGUGGCGCAAGUACGGGCAGAAGAUGGCCAAGGGCAACCCCUGCCCGCGAGCCUACUACCGCUGCACCAUGGCCAACGCAUGCCCCGUGCGGAAGCAGGUUCAGCGCUGCGCCGAGGACCGCUCCAUCCUCAUCACAACCUACGAGGGCACGCACAACCAUCCCCUGCCGCCCGCCGCCAUGGCCAUGGCCUCCACCACCUCCGCCGCGGCCUCCAUGCUGCUCUCAGGAUCCAUGCCCAGCGCGGACGGCACGCCGAUGACCUCCGGCAACAGCUUCCUGGCGCGCGCCGUGCUGCCCUGCUCCUCCAGCAUGGCCACCAUCUCCGCUUCGGCGCCGUUCCCCACCGUCACGCUCGACCUCACCCACGGCCCGCCCAGCGCCGCACGCCCGCUCGCGCCGAUGACGCCGCAGUUCCACCUGCCGCAGGCGCCGCUCUACAACCAGUCCACCAAGUUCUCCGGCCUGCACAUGUCCUCGUCAGAUGGUACUGGUAGUACACCGCCAUCAGCAGGGCCACCCCCGCCUAUCCGGAUCGGGCUGGCCGACACCGUCAGCGCCGCGGCGGCCGCCAUCACAGCGGACCCCAACUUCACGGUGGCGCUGGCGGCGGCCAUCAGUUCCAUCAUAGGAGGAAGCGGCGGCCAUCAGCAGCAGCAGCAGCACGGGCUACAGCAGGGCGCCAACGCCAACAACAACAAUGUCACGAGCAGCAGCAACAACACGGCGACCAGCAACAACACCAACAGCGAAACCCAGUGAACAUAUUUAUAUCUAUGCAUAUAGUAUAUCAUCAGAUUAUUAAUUAGCAGCAGCUCAAAUGAUUUUAUUUGCAUUAUUGCAGCAGCAAAAGUUGUAUUCAUUCGUUAAUAAUUACGUCGUGUUUAAUUUCUUGCUGAUUAAUUAUAUUCUAGGGUUUGGUUGGUUAGUUAGUUAGUUUCUGCAUAUAUGCUGCCAAGGCAUGCAGCUAGCUAGCUAGGUGUUGAGAUAUAUAUAGAUGUAGACAUACUUCAUACAAUUAAUACAAUUCCUACUCCUUGCACUGUAUGUAAUAAUAACAGGAUUAAUCUAGCUAUCUGGAGACAGAAUAAUUUUCAAUUCCCUUUAA